AGUAGGAGAUUUUGACUUGCAGUGGGAAGUUCCCUUAUUGUUAGGAAAUUAAAAUUGCUAACUCGUUUUAUUUCUACAUUUCCUAUUGCUAUAUGAAGAACUGAAUCUAGUAGCGAAACAUCAGUCAGACCGUCACGGUUCCGAGUGUUCGGAUCACUGCAGGGUCGGCAGCAUGGCAGACAGUAACGACUUUGAACAUUUUGACUUGCAUCAACAAACUGCACAAAGAAAAUAUCAGGACAUGAAAAGAAACUGCGGAUCAGACAUGGAAGAAGAGAAGCCUAAACCUAUGAAGACUAAAGAUCGUAAUGUCUGUGGUAGCAAAUCCAUUGUUGUUCUCUACAUUCUGUUGGUGGCUACCUCGAUGGUGUGGAUGAUCCUGCUCUCCAAGGCAUUUGCAAAACAUUUGGAAAUCUCUGCUGAAAUCGAGAACCUGAGAAACUCGAGGACAAUUUUGAAAGGAAAUGAUUCUGCAAUAUUUGCCGAACUACAGGAGCUGCGGAAUACACUGAUCAGCCUGAAAGCAAGCGAUACUAAACGGCCUUCAGAUCUCCAGGCAAUACAAAAGGAUGUUUCUAGCCUCAAAACAGCAGUCACUGAAGAAAUACAAAACCUGAGAGUGGAGCAAACCCUCCUGAAGGAAAAAGAUUCUAAGAUUACGACAAAUGUUACAAACUUGGAAAAAUAUGUUUCUAAAGUGUGCAUCAUCAAGACCUGCCCUUGUGAAUGGACCUUGUUUAGUGGGAAAUGUUACUACUUUUCCAAUGAGAACAGAGACUGGAAGAAAGCAAGAGAAUUCUGUCAAUCCCAAGACUCGGACCUUACAGUGAUCAACAGUGAUGAAGAGCUGAACUAUUUAAAGGGCAAAGUUCGAGUGGUUCACUUGGUUGGAAUGAGCGAUUUGGAGACAGAAGGGGUCUGGAAGUGGUUGGAUGGGAGUUUAGUGGAUGGGAGAAUGUGGAAUCCUGGGGAACCAAACAAUCAAGGAAAAGAAGACUGUGGUGAGAUGAGCAACGGCAAGCUGAAUGACAUCCCUUGCAACCUAAAACAACGAUGGAUCUGUGAAAAAACACUUUAACAACAAACAUAUUCAGAAUACUUGAGUAUAAAAUAGUUUAACUACAAAUCUGAUGAAGCUCUAACCAACAGCUUGCAAUCUUAUAUAUACAUAUAUAUAUUGAACUGCUUUUAUAAAAACAGGAAUUAAAAAUAUGGAAAAAUAGCAUCAGGUGUUACAUCUAUGAUCUAAAAUUGGAAAAUGAUUCAGUACCAUCAGCCAAUCAGCUUCCAGCUCUAGCGGGCUUCUAAUAGAUAGUAGAUGCCUGUUGGAACGUUGCAGCACCAACUAUGAAUCAAACUUCAAAUCAAUCUGCGCAAGUGCCAGAUUUUUCAUUCUGACAUGCUGAUGAAAGCAGCCAGUCCUGUAACGCAGCUUGUCAGCUCCAUUCAGAUAUCUGGCACAGUCCAGAUGAACUAUAAGCAGCUCUGACAAGUAAAACAUAAUUUGUGAAUAACACUUUUUUUUAUUAUUAUUAUGCAUGUGAUCCUUUAUGCAAAGUUUGCGUGAUUAUUUUGCUAUAUAUUUGCUUAACGGAAGGGCACCCAACGAAUCACUACAAGUUCAAGUGUUUUAAAGUGUUUUUUUUUUAGGGCUCCCGAGUGACGCAUCCAGUAAAAGCACUCGCUAGAGCAAGAUGCGCUCUAUAGCCUGGACGUCUCCGGUUCGAGUCCAGGCUAUUCCACAGCCGACCGUGGACGGGAGCUCCCAGGGGGUGGUGCUCAAUUGGCCGAGCGUCGUCCGAGGGGAGGGAGGGUUAGGUCGGCCAGGAUGUCCUCGGCUCACCGCGCACCAGCGACCCCUGUAGUCUGGCCGGGUGCCUGCGGGCUUGCCUGUAAGCUGCCCAGAGCUGCGUUGUCUUCCGACGCUGUAGCUCUGAGGCGGCUGCACGGCGAGUCUGCAGAGUGUAAAGAAGCGGGCGGCUGACGGCACACAUUUCAGAGGACAGUGUGUGUUCAUCUUCGCCCCUCCCGAGUCUGCGCAGGGGUGGUAGUGGUGAGCUGAGCCUAAAAAUAAUUGAGCAUUUCAAAUUGGGGAGAAAACAAUAAAAAAAAUAAUAAUAAAAAACUAAUUGGCAACGACGAAAUAAAAAAAAAAAAAAAAGUUUUUUUUAAAGAAAAUGAUGAAAAAUAUGUUUUCUAAUAUCGAUAGUGCCCUCUCGAUGAAGGCUCUACCGUGUGAUAGUUGACCUUGACUUUCGUUAGCGCCCUCGCCUUCAGUUCGUGACGCAUAACUCCAGAACCGAUCAGUACUACAUGGUAGAGCCUUCAUCGACAGUAUCACUUAUAAUGAAUUGAUUUGUCAACAAGACAGUAGUAGAUUGCUAAAAACACUUCAGAUUUCCAGCACCUCUCUGUGUGAAUGUGUGUCACGAUGUCUACUCCUGGAGCAAAUCCUAGGCAUGGAGAUACUUGACACACUGUUUCAUAUACUUGAUACACUGGUUCAUGUACUUGAUACAGUGUUUCAUAUACUUGAUACACUGUUUCAUAUACUUGAUACACUGUUUCACAUACUUGCCACAUACACUGCCUGGCCAUUUUAUUAGGACUUUACCCCUUUGGCAUCGCCCUGACAAUGGCUACAGACAUGACAGAAACUUCAGGCAUCUUCUAUGGCCAGCACAAUAUAGCUGAGCAUGUUUGGGAUGAACUUGAAUGACACAUUCUCCAUCAUGAUCCUCUGCCCAACUCUGUACCAAUUGUGUGAAAUAUUAAUGACGGAAUGGAUUAACAUCCCACUAGACACCUUCCAGCACCUUGUGGCGUCUAUGCCAUGUCAUUUCAAGUGGGUAUAGGUCCUAAUAAAGUGGCCAGGCAGUGUACAUGCUUAUUGUUAUGUGUUUCUGCAUUUAGAAGAAGUUUCAUUUUGUAAAGUAUUGAACCAAACCUCACGAUUCAGCUUCAAUUUCAGAUUCAUGCAAAGCAUUUCCAAACACUGUUGUAAAGUCACACAGGUGUAAAUGUAAUGGAAGAACAGUCUUUAAUUUUUCUCCAAUCCACAAAAAAAGACAAAUACAUUUAAAUUUUCAUUUUUAGUGUUUACUAUAAACUGUUGGAAAAACUAUAGUUUACAAAAUUACCUGGGUUUUAGAUUGAGAUAGUAUUUGGGUUUUAGAGUUAGUUAAGUUAGUUGGGUUUAGUAUUGAUUAUUGGAGCAGGAAAGACAGAUGGUAAGGAGAAUGCUUUGAAGUGCACCAUACAGCAAUUUAAAGGGGACCCUGUGUUUUCUCAGAGGUAACAUUUUGGACCUAAAACCUUCAAAAGACUGACAAUCUCUUUCCUUUACUUAAUUUUAUGAUGUUAUAACUUUGUGAGUAAAACAAAGAAGCAUUGAUGUUACAUUCACUUCAGCUAAUAAAAGGAAGGUGGUCAAUGACCUGAUUGGUUGAUACAAAUAUGCAUCACUAUGUAAUUGUCUUUUUUGAUAGGUUAAGAAAAACGGGGUAAUGUCAUAAGGGAAGCCUAUAUUAAUUCAAACAUUGUAUUGUCUUGUUGACUCUAUUAUAACUUGUGCUUAAGGAAAAUAAAGUUCCCAGCUGCU
Molecule: messenger RNA, 3601 nt
Organism: Acipenser ruthenus (sterlet)
Lineage: Eukaryota; Metazoa; Chordata; Actinopteri; Acipenseriformes; Acipenseridae
Product: CD209 antigen-like protein C
Exons: 11
Coding region: 173-1078 (301 amino acids)
Source: RefSeq, a predicted model, not a curated record